Vicia villosa (hairy vetch) is the source of this 1555-nucleotide messenger RNA. RefSeq names its product lysM domain-containing GPI-anchored protein 2. NCBI's taxonomy places the organism in Eukaryota, Viridiplantae, Streptophyta, Magnoliopsida, Fabales, Fabaceae. The coding region runs from base 190 to 1320 and encodes 376 amino acids. The transcript is spliced from 3 exons. The record is from RefSeq and is a predicted model, not a curated record.
AACAUAGUCAAUGCUGACAUUACAAACCCCUUCUACACAGAGCUAUUGUACUGCUUUGUGACCAAACCAAAAAACCUCUAAUGUGAAUUGAAUGAAUCCCAACGCCCCCACUUAGUUACACCCUCCCCUAUAAAAAACAACACAACACAAGAUAAGAAAAACCAAAAGUAAACACAACCAAAACAGGAAAUGAGUGAAACGAACAAGAUGGUUCCUGUCUGGUUACUCACCGUUACAGUAGCGACUUUACUGUUAACAACACAAACAUAUGCUCAACCAGAAGCAAAUUUCAAAUGCGCCACCGAAAGCGCCACGUGCCGCAGUCUAGCCGACUACUCUUCCACCAACACAACAACCUUAAAAGAAAUCGCAACCCUGUUCGGCGUGAAACACUUCCUCGACCUCCUCGGAGCCAACAACCUCCCAUCCAACACCAAAAACACUUACCCACUAACCGCCAAACAAUCCAUCAAGGUUCCAUUUCCCUGCAAAUGCGGUAACUUAACCGGUAAAUCCAACAACAUACCGCGGUACAAGAUAAAACCAGGUGACACGUUAAGCCAAAUAGCGAAUGUUCGUUUUGCUGGUUUGGUCAAGUAUCAACAGAUCCAAACCGCUAAUAAGAUACCAGAUGCUAACAAUAUAACCGCCGGUGAUACACUUUGGAUCCCUUUGCCUUGUAGCUGUGAUAAAGUGGGUGGGAGCAGUGUGAUGCACUAUGCACAUCUUGUGGAAUCUGGUAGUAGCAUUGAUGCUAUUGCUCAAGAAUAUGGCACAACAUCACAAACGCUACUCACUAUCAAUGGUAUUGAUGAUCCUAAAAAACUUCAAGCCGGUCAAGUUCUAGAUGUUCCUCUUCCAGUUUGUAACACAAAUGUGAGGAAUGAUUCGGUGGAUUUUCCAUUGCUUGUACCAAAUGGGACUUAUUACUAUACUGCCAAUAAUUGUGUCAAAUGUAAAUGUGACUCUGCUGGUAGUAGUAACAACAGCAAUUCUAUGUUACAAUGUGAGGAGUCGGGACUAAAACCGAUAAAUCAGUGGUCAGUUUGUCCGUCUGCGAAAUGCUCCAAGAAUGUGUUGAUUGGGAACAUUACGUCUACUGAUUCGUGUAACCGGACGUUUUGUGAUUAUGUGGGUUAUACUUCUCGCAAUAUCUCUGUCGAUCUUGUAACUCAAAACACUUGCGCUGUGGCACCAAGUGGUUCAGGUGGUUCGGGUUCAGGUGGAUCAGGGGCAUCUAGGAGCAUCUUGAAUGGCUUGGCUUGGAAUAAGCUUCUUAUUCUCAUUCACUUCCUUCUGUUUUUUGUUUAUCUUUUGUAGUACAAACCCUGCAUCUUUGUUCUUUUCUUUCUAUGAGUUCAUUGUUUAGUAUUGUGUAUUGUGAGUGUUGCCACUUAAUUGAAAAUUUUCAUGUUAUUUUUUUCUUCUAUUUAGUGUAUAUUUGGCUUGAUUGUGAGUUAGGAUUAAUCAGAGUGCUACCAUGACUUUGUCAUACUCACAUUGAUUUCAAAGAUACAUUUACAAUAUUUGUAAUAUAGCAUGUUUGGAAGAAUAA